Gryllus bimaculatus (two-spotted cricket) is the source of this 4916-nucleotide messenger RNA. The record is from the annotation of a GenBank genome assembly. Lineage: Eukaryota; Metazoa; Arthropoda; Insecta; Orthoptera; Gryllidae.
UCGUCGCCACCCGGGGAGUCGCUGGCCAGCUGCCUGGAGAAUCUGCGCACGGGCAACACCACGCUGCUCUCCCUGCAGCGGAUCCGCGAAGCCUCCAUGUGUUUCCACAAGCGGCCGGGCCGGCAGCGGCGGCGGCGGCAGGGGGGCGGCGGCCGCGGCGGCGGCGGCAGCGGCCUGCGGCGGCGGCGGGGGCGGGCGGGGGCGGCGGCGGCGGCGGCGGGGGCGGAGGCGUGGCCAACGGCAGCCCUGCGCAGCGCGUCGCCCGCGCCCAGCGGCCCCGACUACGGCGACAGCCUGCGCAGGCGCAAGGUGCACCGCUGCGACGUGGCCGGCUGCGACAAGGUGUACACCAAGAGCUCCCACCUCAAGGCGCACAAGAGGACGCACACGGGUGAGAAGCCGUACCAGUGCACGUGGGAGGGCUGCACGUGGAAGUUCGCGCGUUCGGACGAGCUGACGCGCCACUACCGCAAGCACACGGGCCAGAAGCCCUUCAAGUGCCACCUGUGCCAGCGGUCCUUCUCGCGCUCCGACCACCUGUCGCUGCACAUGAAGCGCCACUGACGGCGCGGCCUCGCGGCCUCACAGCCGGCUCCCCGCGACCGCCCGCCGGGCUAGGCCACGCCCCCUCGCUNNNNGCCCCCCUCGCCCCCUCCCCGGGUCCUUCCACGCCCCUGCGCCCGCUGCGACGCCUGCGGUCGCUGCUGCUGCAUCGUCGUCUUCGACAGCUGUGAUAAAAUGGCAGUGACAGUGAUAACGGCGAGGCCGUCGUCUUCACCAGCCCCAACGUCGACGGCCUCCGUUUCACAGGCGCGGCAGUGAGCUUGUGCGUGCAGGUUUCGUGGGUUGCACUUGGUCGAAAUCCCUUUAAUAACGUUUUGUUCCCUCUCUGAUAAGUUCCCUGUGUUGAAAAUAGGGGAAACUAAUUUAUUGUUGUUGAAAUUGAUUGAAACAUGGCCAGUUGUUAGAGUUACUCGUGAAUAUGAUAAACAGAAACAUUUUUACUGAAAAGCAAUGUAAGGUUUGACAUGGCACAAUGCCGUUUUGUUAUGCAGUAAUGUAGAUAAAUAUGAUGAGAUAUGAUUCAUCACAAAACUUGCAUCAAAAUUCCUGUUUAUUAGAUCUGGAAGAUCAACAGUGCACUGUCAGAUUAUUUUUUUAUUCUGAAUUUUAAUGAUCUAUUUUCAAUAAUCAUGUCACCACUGUUGAAAUUUGAAGUCCAAAGUCAGCUUCCAUUCAAUUGUUCUUGUUAGAUCAAUUGAUGAUUUGGUAGCAAAUAAGGUUGUGUGUGAAUUGUUUAUAAAUUUAGAACUUUUUUUUUGUGGAAUCUCACUAUUCAUCUCUGUUGAUGAUACAUUCCAAUAAUAAUUGCCAGUCUUCCAUGUACAAUUCUCCUUCAAAAAGGAAAAGAUGAAUACAGAAUGUAACUUAUUGUAUUGUGGUAAAACAAAUAUAGUAUUUAUAUUGUACAUAAAGCCCACUAUUUUUAUACUCAUAAUUUGGAUACAUAGUAUAGAUAUAAGAGGGGGACCAUUCUUACUUUCAUGAUCUAAAAAUCUAUGUAAGGUGACUACAAAAAGGAAAGUUUGUGGUGCUGAGUAAAGAAGUUUCAAAAUAACAUCAAUUGUGCAUAAAUGAGCAUGAUAUAUCUCCUCAUUGCUUCAUGCAAGUUUAUCAUUGGUUUGUUUGAUACUUUGAUCCAUUAGCAGAAUUUGACAAAAAUAAAAUUUACUUACAAUAUAUAUUUCCUCCAUAGAAAUAUAAAAAUUACUUACACAGUUUUGCACAUCAUAAAGAAUGAAAGGAAAUGCAUAUUGAUCUGUAUUGAUUAAAAAAAUAAGUACCAUGUUGUACUUUUUCACUUAGUAGUAUUGAUAUUUUGCAAAUUAAAAAAAACAUUGUUCAGUCAACCAUAAUUUUAUUUUUAACUUAAAGAUUUAACAGGAAGCAUAGAAAAUCUCACAAAAAGAGUAUAUUUGAUCUAUUUUUAUCUUAAAAGAUUUUUGGAAAUAUAAAUGAUUUGUUGAAUUCAACCUAGUUAUUUUGCAACAAGGAAUGAUAUUCUGUUAGUUUGGUCAGUUGUUCUUAUUAUAGAAUGAAGCAUUAGCACAUACUAUUUAUGAAACGCAUUUUCUUCAAAUACUUAUACAAAAAGUGUACUUACAUUUCCUAUAAAAUGUUAAUUACAUUUCAAUGGAUUAAACGGGCAACAUUAAUGACUAUGAUGUCAGCUAUUCUUAGUGAAACCAGUUUUUAUAAUCAUUUAUUCAACUUGCACUCACACAUGAGUCAGUUAAGACCUUAUUUUGUGUUAUUUCACAGACUUGUAUUACAUGUGCAGUAUUAACCUUUUUCACCAAAAUUUUACAGCAGUAAUGUUUCAACAAAUUGUUCUUUGCGGUAAUUGAGUUGCUUACGUAGUUUUAGAUAUACCUUUGCUUUUGAAACAAAUUUUGCUUUGCUGAGACAAUGUUAGCCUCUGUUAUGAACUAUGCAUGAACACUGACUGUGAUAUCUGCUUCUGGUGAUGUCAAAACUGUUGGUCACCUUACAUCUAGGAUAUGUAAACCUAGACCCCGCUCAAAUAAAAGUUUAAUGCUGUUCUUAUGUAAGCAAUUCUCAAGUAUUAUUGGAAGCCAGUAUGUGCAGUUGCAUAUUGCACAAACCCAAAGGUCAGUGUUUCAAGUUUAGAGUCUUGCAUGCAAGGAGCUUAUGCAAUUACUGAUAUAUAUACCAUACAAUUUUGAGAUUGCAUAAAUAUAUAUACUUUUUUGACUUAUUGUAUAGUCAUACGCAUUGGCAGUGCUUUCUAUAGUCUUGUUUUCCCUUGUCAUGAUCAAAACUUUAUUGCAGAUAAAUGCUUUAAAAGUAGUUGGCUGAUGUACUAUAUAGAGUAUGCUUAACUCCAUGAAAUGUUAAAAACAAAGAAUGAAAUGUGUAGUUGUUGAUAUCAGUUUAUAGGUUUAUCUGCAGGUUCAUGAUACAAGGGUCAAUGUUCGUGAGUACUAUGUUCAAAGAAGAUCAUCAGUUAAAUGAUGAAUUGUAGCCCCACAGGCAAAAGAAAGAAGACUAAAAUUUGAUAACGGAGACCUGCAGACUGAUUAACAAACACAAUUAACUGAAUUCAACAUUGACAGUAACAGCGAUUGCCUCAGGUGGGAUAUUCUAAAUAGUUCAUUAUACCUAUGUAAGAUACGAUUGAAGGAAGUAUAAGUUAUUUUGAAUGUCUACUUCCAAUUUGAAUUGCACUGUGGAAGAGCGGUAAAACUAUAUCAAGUCUGAAUUUCGUGAAAUUUAGUUCAAACGUCUUCUUAAGUUAAGAAAUAAUUUAUUGAAUUCUAGAUGAAUGUAAAUAGUGUUUAAUACUAGAAUUUACACUGUACAUAUUAAAAUAUUCUUUUAAUCUGUGGUUUUAAGAUGUACAAAGUUGUAUUUCAGAAUAAUUGAUAUACUAUCACAGUGAGAGGUGUCCAAUGGCAUUUAACUGUCUGAGUAAUGAUAUGAAAACAUAAAUUAAUGUUUCAUAUCUAUGAUCAAAACUUUAAUUAAACAUAGUGAAAUAUGUUUUCAUAACUUUGGUGAGACAGGCAGUUCAUUGUGAGUGCCACAAUCUUAAAAUAAGCUUUUAAAUCUAAUAGUGGCUUUAUUCAUAGUGCCUUCUGUUGCCAGAUUGCUUGUUGGUCAUUGGACUACCUUCACCAUGUGAGUGCCAGGCAGAAACUCAAUCAAGAAAACAUGAAUUUGUGUCAUAAUUCUUUAACACUUUUUCAAUUCACAGGUAUAGAGUGGAAGAUGGCGGUAAUUUUUCCUUCUGAAUUAAAGUCGUGAACUUCCAGAAAUAUUCUUUAAAUGGAAAGCACUUUGUUGAAAUUGAAAAAUAUCUCUCUCACAAUUCACAAUUUUUUGAAGAUGUAUGACAAAUAUUAAUAUUGAGAAUGUGAUCUUGAUUGAACUUUCUGUGGGUUGGUGCUGCAAAAUACUUUCCGUCCGGAUGUCAGAUGAAGGCCAGUUGAGUGAUGUGUGUGAUGCACUUCACAUGUGUUGCGAUUGCUUGGUGGGUAGCAGUGGCUAAUUUCUAAUGUUCUUUUCAGAAUUUUUUAAACAUUUUUCACAUCUGUGAACAUUUACAUGACAAAUGGGGUAGUAGAAGUAGUUUCUAUUAGUAGACUAACCCAUACCCUUUCAUUUCUUUCUCAUUAAAGACAAUAGUAAUCUAGUGUAUUAAAAUGAUGUUUGUGCUGCUUGAGAAAAUCAAAUGAAGUAGCAAAGUGAGAGGAUCUGCACACCCACUUUAAAUUAUUUUGUGGUGGAAUGCCAAGUUACAAUGGAAAGAGGAAAAUGACAUGCAUCAACUUACCCUUAUCUCUGCUUACCCACCUUGUUAUGUUGUUACUUUAUGUGGUCAGUAUAAAACUUUAAAUGUUACUUGAUAAUUUAUUUUUCUCUUAAUUUUUUUCUCCUUGUAGUUGAUUGUACAUAGCAUAAAUGAGGUAUUAUCUUUGUUCUAGAUAUAUGGGUGCAUUCUUGUUUUUAUUUUUGUGUAUAUUCUAGGAAAGGACUAUUAGGUUGUAAAUGGUGUGAUGUAUAUUUCCAUGGAGUUCAUCUCCACCCUGACACAUUCCACAAUUUUAGUUUGAAUGAUAUGGGUGAGAGAAGCGAGUCUUUUCCCUGAUGUCGUUAAUUGUUACUGAUUUGUCAAUGGUGCCUUUUGGUUUGUGAGGUUCUGGGUCUUAACUGACGCUCACCAAUAGGCUCAUUUAUAAAAUGUUAUUGUUAAUAUUUUACCUCAUCAUAAAUAUUAUACAAAGAGAACCACACGAGUGAUAUACUUGCAAAGAGCAAUAAAAUGUAAGAACCACAAUAAAAUUGUAUAUCACACUGACAGAAAGCAAUAAAUUCAUUUUAUUAUCUUUUAA